UGGCAUGCUUUCUCUCAAGUUCAGAUGGAUGCAGGAUCCACGAAGUUGGUCAUUUCUCCCUUCCUUCCAAUUUUUGCAACAAAGUAUUUCCCCUUUGACAUCGGGCUUCGGUCCCCCUUUUGCCUUUUGCAAAUUACACCCUUUCAUCCGAGUUGUCAAGUGCUCUCUCGAUCAUAACCUUCGACUAGCUUUCCAACCCAGUAAAACAUGGGCAUUUUAUGCAAGUUGUUAGAAAAGAGUUCCGCAUGAGCCAUGAUUUACCCGUGAGGAAGUGAAGGUGGAGAAGAACUGCAGUAUACAAAAAUAAAGGGUUUAGGAUUUGGAUGCACAACGGGCUGCUGCUGCAUAGCCCAUGGUCGUAGGUUGGCAGAACUGCAGAAUACAUCGUGUGAGAACUUUUGCCAGCAGCCGUUGUCUCUUCUUCUCAGUCCAACUCGAGCAGCGAUCAACGCCACAUCAAACCACCACCACCCACUCCGUCAGCCACCCACACCAUCAGGAAUCAGCAAACCACGAUUUAAAUUUAACCUAGCUAAAUAGUGCACUUGAAAAGUAACUCGUUAAGUAUCACCAUUUUGUCUUGUUCUCAUCCCUGUGCUCCACAUUCAUCGUACCUUCUUACCAGAGUCAAUCCGAGUAUAGUGGUCCACAUUGAGGACUCUGUAAAAUCAAGUUAAUGCUAAUUACCCCUCCUCUCCUUAAUUAUUUUACACAUUAAGUCCAAGAAUAAUUAAGGUUCUCUGUCACCAUUAAAAACCCGUAAUAUGAGGUUCAUCUACAUGUAAAUUACAUACAUUACGUUUGAGCUUCUGCUGCAGUUCAUCAAAGUUUCUCCCAACUCAUCUCUCGCUUUGUACAUGCAAAUGUACGUGUAAGCAUUACACCUGCGUAUGAAUGAAUUACAAGUGUGCUUUAAGUAAAAUAUAUAAAAAAUAAAGUCCAAAAAUAUUGAGUCUAACCAGCAUAUUCAAAUUAUCCAUGACUUUCUGUGAACUUUUGAGAGAAAAGUAAACCAUUUGAGAGAGAAAGUUUGUGCAUCCUGUAGAGUGAGACAUUGAGACAUUGUUGUCGAGGGAGGUCCGCGUACUCCGUGUGUGAUGGAUCCCGGUGGAGACUUGGUCGUGGGGGAGGAGGGGCCAGCCCUCAGUUCAGUCCCUACGACUGACACUUCUGCCGCCGCCUCCGAGACGCUCCUCACGCCCGGACAGGAGAGUGUCGACACAUUGGACAAAGGCGCCUUAUCCCCUCUGACCGGCUCCUACCUUCUCAUCGUGCUGGCCGAACCUCAUUCCGAAGAGGAUCGCGAGAUCAUUAUCAAGAGACUGAUUAAAGGACUUAGAUCAUGGGAUUUGAAUUCAACCCAUGUGGACUUAAGCUGUGAGUUACUCAACCUGGGAAACGCUGCCCCCGAGAGUGAUGAAGCCCGAAAUGGUGAAAAGUUGGUGCAGUGGGCCUCAGAAAACUUGGUGGUUGAAGUUUUAAUUCACUGCCAAGUAAAUACAUUGUUGCAAUGUAUGAAGAAUUUGCUCUCCUCGUUUACUCGACAUAGACACAUUAUUCAUGCCGGAUACACGUUCCAAGGGUCUGGCUCCUGGAUUCUUCAGGACGGGACUUUCUCCUUUGCCGACUUUGUUGAGCUGUGGGACGAGCCUGAAGUGCACAGAAUUCUUGCCGCCUAUCGUGGGGACAUUUCUCUCUCGCUUCACUGCGCCGAAGAAAACGGAUGGACUGAUGAGCAGUUGAGGCGAGAAUCCUUCACUAAAUUGUGCCAAGUUUCCACAAAUCCUGGGGAAAUAAUAACCGGUCAUUCUUCUGGAAUAAUUUCCUUUGUUGACUACAUUUCGAAAAUGGUGCAACCCGCCUCACUGAAAGAGAUUUUAAAAUCUUCGGAAAUCGUGGGCAACAUCAGGUUUAGUCAUCCAACGCUUUACAUAUUUCCGGGAGGCAACGGCGAUGCUGCACUUUUCGGAGUAAAUGGUUUCAACAUGUUGAUCGAUGGAGGGUUCUCUCGCCAUGCUUGUUUCUGGGACUUUACCAGACAUCUGGACCGGUUGGAUGCCGUACUUCUCACCCGAGUCAACAACAACUCGAUGGCUGGUUUGGACUCACUCAUGGAUCGAAAGAGGAUAAAUCAAGUGUACCCACAAAUUGGUCACUUUUUUGGAAAUGUGAUGGAACGGAAGCGUCCUCAAGCAGAGGGGGUGGGAGAUAAGGAUUCUUCAAAGUCUUCAUCCUCGGGUGACCUACUCGUUAGCCUUACAGAGACUGGAGCUCGCAUUUUAGACAAUUUGAAGAACAUCAAUUUACGCCCACAACACUGUUUUCGUGAACAUGCCAUCGAUCCCGUGAAUCUUUAUCAUAAAGUCGGACACGGCAAAUUAGACAUGUAUGUGCUGAAUCCGGCCAAGGACUCGAGAGAGGUGAAGGAAUUUCUGAGCAAGUGGAACACGGAUUGCAAAUCCUUUGUCCAGGCCAGAAUGAGCGUGAAAGUUGAGGGGAAAGAGAGCAACUACCCGGUCCUUAACCUAGUCUCUAUCUGUGCCCUUCUUGUGUGGCAACCGGACAACCCCAAAGAGCCUAUUACAAGAAUACUUUUCCCUGGGAGUACACCGCAACAAAAGAUCUUUGAAGCACUUGGAAAACUGAAACACUUAGAAUUCCUCAAGUACCCAAUAUGUUCUGCAAAGACGAUCGCCGCCUCGCACAAGUCACGGGCUAAAUCAGAAAGAAUUGUUUCAGAAGCAAGAGCCCACUUGAGAAGCGGAGAAACACCGUCUGAUUCCGUAAAAGUGUCCAGAGCCCCAUCCGAAUCUCGAGUGACCUCCUCCACGUCCACCAGAUACUCGUCCUCGCUGUACUCAGGGGUGCGGAGCAAGGUCACUUCGUCUCAACGCAGUGAUUCAUCCACCACCAUUCAGACAGCAGAAGAGAAGGACAAGGAGAAAGAACUCAAGGGCAGGGAGCGAUCCAGGGAAAAGAAAAAGAUAACCACUUCCUCCACCACCAAAGACGUCAAGGACAAUAAAGUUAUUGAGGAAAUUAAAAAAUCUUCCUCGACUACAACAGCUUCAUCAAAAAGUCGCACUGAUUCGGGAAUUAAAUCAAAUACGACAAGAUCUCGAUCAAAAUCGAAAUCGAAGGUUGCAACCAAACCGAAAGUUGAUUCUGGAGUAGCCAAGAAAAUUUCACCAUCUGAUGUAACCAGUCCACCUUCCACGGCCCUCAGUGGAACGGUUACGCCUAAAGAACCAAGUUCCAAUAUUAAAAAAUCUGGCAGUACUAACAAGUACGGAACAACUAAUACUGGGCGCGCGUUGGUAUCAAAAUCUAGUACAACUGUUUCAGCUCCUGCUCCAGCUACGGCAACACCUCCAAAAUCUGCCAAAGAUGCUACUAAUCGAAAAGUUAUUGAACACAAGGGAUCAUCAUCAUCCACCACAAACACAGUCAGUCAGAGGAAGUCAGUUUUAGACAAGAGUAAGGAAUCCACCGCAAAAUCUACAGUCACAACCUCAUCAAAACCUCCACCUGCACCAAAGGCAGCAAAAUCAUCCUCCACUGCACAGCGACCAACAACUGCCGCAGCAAGUCGAAAACCAGGACCAAUGCCCUCUUCAGGAAAUGCAAAUGCAAUGCCUGUCAAAAGACCAGGGACCGCUGCAACAAAAGCAGCCGCGGCUGCAGCGACAAGCGCAGCAGUUUUAGGAGUAGCUGCAGCAGUUGCAGUAACAACUUCUGGUGGUGAUACCGAAGAAGAAGUAGCAAACGAAGAAGUAAUUGGUCAACAAGAAGGCGAAGAACACGAUAAACUUACCGUUGAUGCCGACGAUACGAUGGACAAGGAUUCCAUUGAGGAGGAACUGAUCCUUAAACCCCACACUAACGGCGUAUUGGGCCUUUCUUCCAGCGUGCCGGUCACAGAGUCCAGCUCCGAAUUCAGCUCGCUUGAACAUGUCAUUGAUUAUGACGUGGAGGCUGAGGCAGUUUCUGAGAGGAAUGGUCACUCACAAUCUUCUCUCCCAGAAACUGAAGUUUCCGAAGUUUCUGGCUCUGAAGACGUUGAGACCGUGGAGUCCAAGACCGACCGUGUGGCAGUAGGUCCUGAGUCAGAAACUCACACGAUCACAGAACCAGGAGGGCAUGAUGGAGAUCAAGAUGCCGGUUAUGAUGAGGAGGACGAGUAUCUCAUUGUUGAAAAGGAAGAGAGCACUGGUGGGGAAGAAAUUGGAGGUGGUGGAAAAAUUGGUAACGAGAGUUACUAUGAAGAAAAGGAAGUUCUGGAGGAGAAAGAAGUAGCUAAGGGUGAAAGUGAGGGUGAAAUCCUGGAGGAGGAAAGCUCAAUCCCUGAGGUAGAGAGGGCGAGAAAGAGCGUAGAUCUCACUGAGCAAAGUCACAUUGACCACGAUACCCAUACUGAAGAGAUUGUAAAAACCGGAUCUACUUCAGAAAUGAAGGACCAGGAAUUACCUUCAUCCCUUCAGGAUGACACGGCACUCGAUUCAAAUGAAAUAUUGUCAAAUCAACAAGAGACCAAACCCCAAGACCUUGGCGGAGCAGAGGAAGAUGAUAAAUGUCCAGAGUCCCCAUGUCCAUCCCCAGACAAUAAGGAUCGACUUUUAGAGACACCUAAUUUUGAAAAUGAGGAAGGACCCGUGUCUCCUGCACCCUCUCCAGACAAGGAAAAAACGACAGAAGAAGUUCAACAAGAAGAACAACAACGUUUUCCUCCCUCCAGUUUCUCGGAUCUAGAAAAAGAGGUUCAAGACCAAAUUAACAAUGCUAACUCCGUGGAAGAGAUAUCCCAAGAUAUCACCACGUUCGAGAAAAUCAUGGGAGAAGCAACGCUUUCCAAACUUGAGGAGAAGGUCGAAUCUCGUGCUCUCACUGCUGCUGCUAGCACUGCCCCAGAAGACGAUGAUGAGGUGAAAAAGGAGGAGGGUGAGAUCACCUCGGUAGAAGAGUUUCAGAAUAAAGAUGUGACUUUGGAGAAGAAAUCCGACCCGGAGAAAGUUGUAGAAACUAAAUUGGAUUCCCAUGAGAAGGAAGAAGAGGAAUUGGAAAAAACUGGGUCGAGUUCCACUGUCACUGGGACUGAAUCGCUGUCUGUGCCUGAAGAGAAAAUAGUCUCACUUUCCCCGAAUGAAGAGGAGAAAGCUAAUAUGUGCGAUGAUAAGCACUCUGAAAAGUUUACGGAAGAGGAGAAGCAAACUGAAACUCAAAACCUUCCAUUGGAUAACAGUGAAGCUAAUCAAGAAGUUGAUUUGCCUGCACCAAAAGAUGAUUCGAUGCCGGGUGACGAUAUAAAAUAUGCAACAACAUCCAAUGCUGAUGUUGAUAAUGACUCUGCUGAACCAAAGGAUGCAGCUAAAAACGAUGACCAAAGUGAAGCACAAGAUCAAGGUGAAGAUAGAAAAUCAAUCUCUUCUGCUGAAAAUGAUCAAAAAAUACUAGAGGACAAGGAGAAAGUCUGUGUCGUAGAUACGGAAGUGGAGGAUGUUGACAAACAGUCAAUCAACGUGGAUACACGUGACGAAGAUAAGCACUCUGUUUCAUCGCUAUCUCCUGCAAGAUCAGUAGAGGACGUUGUAAAACGAGAUUCACAAGACAUUACUGAUAGCGGUAUGUUGAAACCAAACAUUGAGAAAGAGGACGACAACAAGCACUCCGCAAAUAUUGAUGUCAAGAGGCAAUCUGUGGGAUCAAUUUCUUCAGCAAAGUCAGAGAAAAUUACAACAGAUGACGAUGAUAAGCACUCUGUCAAAUCUGAAUCUUCCGAUAAACAUAACGUGGAUGUGGAUAAGCUUUCCGUGGGAUCAGUCUCCCCAGCUAGGUCAAUAGAAGAGGUUUGCGUUUCUGAGUUAUCCAAGCCUGUGGACUCCACGCCCCAGUCCCUUCUACCUUUGGACGAAGAUGAUAAGCAUUCCGUUAAAUCCAACGCUAGUUCUCAUCAUGAAGAUAAACAUGGUUUGGCUUCAGUGUCACCAGCAAAAUCCACGGAAGAGGUUUGCACCUCCGAGUUAUCCAAGCCUGUGGACUCCACGCCUCCCUCCCUACCUUUGGAAGAGGAUGAUAAGCACUCUGUAAAAUCCAACUCUGGUUCUCAUCAUGACGAUAAACAGUCUGUGGGUUCAGUCUCUCCAGCAAAGUCCACUGAAGAGAUUUGCGUUUCGGAGGUAUCCAAGCCUGUUGACUCGAUGGCUCGUUCCCUACAUUUGGAAGAAGAUGAUAAGCAUUCUGUGGGUUCAGUCUCACCAGCAAAGUCGACUGAAGAGGUUUGUGUUUCUGAAUUAUCCAAGCCUGUGGAUUCCACGCCCCAGUCUCUUCUACUUUUGGACGACGAUGAUAAGCAUUCUGUUAAGUCCAACGCUAGUUCUCAUCAUGAAGAUAAACAUGAUGUAGCUUCAGUGUCACCAGCAAAAUCCAAUGAGGAUUUGAAGCUGUUGUCGAAACCAUUGGAAGAUGAUGAUAAGCAUUCUCUGGGUUCAGUCUCACCUGCAAAAUCCAUUGAAGAGGUUUGCGCCACAGAGUUAUCAAAGCCUGUGGACUCCGUGCCCCAGACUCUUCUACCGUUGGAAGAGGAUGAUAAAAAUUCUGUUAAAUCUAAUGCUGGUUCUCAUCAGGACGAUAAACAUUCUGUGGGUUCAGUUUCACCAGCAAAGUCCACUGAAGAGAUUUUCGCAUCGGAGUUAUCCAAGCCUGUGGAGUCCAUGGCUCAUUCCCUACAUUUGGAAGAAGAUGAUAAGCAUUCUAUUAAGUCCAACGCAAGUUCUCACCAUGAUGAUAAGCAUUCUGUGGGUUCCGUUUCACCAGCAAAAUCGACUGAAGAAGUUUGUGUUUCUGAGGUAUCCAAGCCUGUUGACUCCAUGCCUCCCUCCGUACCCUUGGAAGAAGAUGAUAAGCAUUCUGUUAAGUCCAACGCUAGUUCUCAUCAUGAAGAUAAGCAUGAUGUGGGUUCAGUCUCACCAGCAAAAUCAAUUGAGGAGGUUUGCGCCACGGAGUUAUCAAAGCCUGCGGACUCCAUGGCUCAUUCCCAACAUUUGGAAGAGGAUGAUAAGCAUUCUGUGGGUUCAGUUUCACCAGCAAAAUCGACUGAACAGGUUUGCGCUUCUGAGGAAUCCAAGCCCGUUUACUCCCUACCUUUGGAAGAAGAUGAUAAGCAUUCUGUUAAGUCUAACGCAAGUUCUCACCAUGAUGAUAAGCAUUCUGUGGGUUCAGUUUCACCAGCAAAAUCCAAUGAGGAUUUGAAGCUGCUGUCUAAACCAGUGGACGAUGAUGAUAAGCAUUCUGUCAAAUCUGGAGCCUCUUCGCAUCACGAUGACAAGCAUUCAAUCGCUUCAAUAUCUCCGGCCCACUCUCUAGAAGAAUUAAAAGUCGACUUGCCUGAGAAGCAACAAGAAGUAAUCACUGAAAAAUCUAAGUCACCCGUCGAGCACGAAGGUGAGGAAACAGGAAUUACCACAUCGAAACCUUUGACUGAUGCGGAAAACAAGGACUCCGGGAAAUCAGAAUUGUCCAGCACGGACAAACACUUAACUGAUAAACUUUCAACUGGGUCUAUUUCUCCUGCCCCCUCGCAAGAAGAUCUCAAAGAACAAGUACAAGAACAUGUACACAAGCCCCCUGAAGAAGAAGAUGACGAUAAAGACCACAACUCAAUGGGAUCACCAAGGCCUGAAGAACCUCAGAACAAAGAGGCGAUAAGUGACUUACCAGAGCGAAAGCUAUCCAUUGCAUCCAACAAUGAACAGACGGAUGAUGACAAGCAUUCAAUCAAGAGUUCGAAAGAGGAAAAGGACCGAGACGAUGAUAAAUCAUCAUCUCCGAGUAGGGUCGUUGAGCCGGAAUCUGCACAAUUAAAUCUUGCCCAAACUGAUAAGCCAGACACUUUGCAAUCCCUUCAAUCCAGCAAAGCUGAGCCUGAAGAAGGGAAAGCGGAUUUGGAUAAAUCGCCCUCAAAACUCCUCACAGAGUCUGAACAACCCUCUGAAGAAGGGCGCCCAUCCUCCACAGAAAUGGAGUUUGACACGGAAAUUCUGCCGUCGGAAGCGCUUGCCCUUGUUCAACUUGGAGAAAAGUUGAUCACAGAAAGCAGGAAGGACGAAGUGGCUUCACUUAUCGCCAAUUCAUCGUCCUCCUGUGAACGAGCACCUGCAGACGAUAAAGCAGUGGGCAGUACUAGCGAAUGUAAUAAAUCUGAGAUCAAAGACAAACAGCAAAUUGAUUCUGUCCAUCCCGUUGAAGAGAAAGCACAGGAAGAAGGGGAAAUCGCUUGCGACUUAUUGAGUUCAUCUCCAUCCAUCCCACAACAAGAAAAGACUGUAAAAUCUGGAGAAGCCAAAGAGUUGAUCACUGAUAUUCCUGUCCAAGAAAAAAGUCCCCAAAUUGAAGAAAACUUGCAAACCCCUUCUCAAGAAAAGGAGGAUGCAAACGCACAAGAAACUGACGAGCCAAAGACUGAAGAUAUAAUAAAAGUGCCUGCAAAAUCAGAGGAGCAGCAACGUGUAGUUGAGACGCCUCAAGAAAAAGACAAAUCGCCCUCAGCACAACAGCAGCAACAAAGGUCCGAACAGCUUUCCCUUGUGGAAACGGACAAUGACGCCAUAUUUUCCCCGGGGGAUUCCAUCCGUACGGAAGAACUGGACAUGGCCCUUGAAGAGCAUCGGAGGCGCCUUUCCCAAGCCAAUUCGCAAGGGAUAGAUAUCAUUAUGGGAAACAUGUCAGAGGACAAGGUGGACAUUGAAACUUCUCGAGAGUCCCAAUUUGGGUCUGUAAAUGAGGAGCCAGAUGUGGAUGACAAGGACUGGGGUGAUGAAGAGGAGCAACCUAAGCUCCACUUUAAUAAGGAUGAUGGAGACGGUGUAUUGGGGGCGGCUGAUGAUGAAGCACAAACUCCAAUUCUCGUUCAGCAAGUCUUUAAAGAGAGUUCCCUUGAACAACAUGAAGAGAACAACAAAACCAGUGAGAAUAAGGAACAAGAUUCCGCCAAUAAGCAACGGCCGGUUAUAACUCCAUCCGCAAUUCCUUCAAAAUUUCCAAGAGAAUCCAAAGAAGUAAUUCGAACCCCAGAUGAAGUUGCAGACCUUCCAGUACACGAAGAAGUUGACCCCGGAAGCUACAAAGAGGACCAGGCUGGUGAAACCAAUAAAGUAAAGGAUGGAUUCCCGUCCUCCUCCUCCAAAGCAUUCCAACCAGAUGAGUUGAUGACCUCGUCCGCUCCCAAUACUCACAACAUGACCACUGCCACCUUCACCACGACGAGCAUUACAACCACCCACACAACCAAAGAUGAAGAAUCCCCAGCCCCAGAAAUGGACUCGACGCCUGGUGGCGUGUUCGGCAGUUGUGAGUCGGACGCUGGAAAAUUGGAAUUCCAUGAAAAAUCCAGAGAUUUCAACCAAGUGGAUCAACAGCUCCCAGAGGAGCAAAAAGUAGAGGGUUCCGCAAUGUCUAUGUCCAUCGUAGAAAAGAUUGACGCCGCCGUGAGCCCAGUGCUCGAAUCUUUGUUGACCAAAAGCGUAGAGAAAAGUUUAGAGCUGAACCAACAACAGCCCGAACUUGCCCGGGUAGAAGAUGAAGAUAAAAAUUCCACCACCGCUACUGCUACCACCACCACACUCAGUACAACCACUGCAAAGGAAAAGGACGAGUCCGGGGACACUUUGGUUAAAGGAGAAGAAAAUGAAGGAACAAUUCAGAGAGAUGAAGACCAAGAAGUACAAGCAACUGCAAAGCAUGGGUCAAAACCAAUAACCGGAGAGGAGAAAGUUGGCCAUGGGGCUGAAAAUAGUGAUGAUGAUGAUGGUGAUGAUGAUGUGCAAAACCUUGAAGGAGAGCAGAAGCAGCUCCAGGGUGCUCCACCACCACAAUUAUCCAUUGUGAUGAAAUCCACGACUAGUGUCGUAAUUACUCCUUCAACUCCACCCGUUUUCCCGACCACUGCGUCAGAACAAACGGAUAGCUUCAACUACGGAGAUGGGCAAGCGGAAAUAGGUCAACGGGAUGAAUCGCCCAUUAUUUCAAGUGAAGAUAAGCCUGGCUCGAGUGAUAAUGACAACGAGGAUAAUCGACUCUCAAAAGAAGAGAUGAUUACUGUCAAAGAGUCAGUCACAAUGACCACUUCCUCUCCUGCUUCACACAAACUUUUUCCAGAAGAGAAAAGUGACGAAUCCUCGACUUCGUCCGCCUUAACAGCCAUUGUGGCCCCAGGAAAAAGUGACGAAGCUCCGCCAGUCCCUGCAAUAGCUGAGCACGAGGAACCGAAAAAGCUCUUUUUCCUUCCGAGAGAUGAGGACGACGACGAGGAUGACGAAGAACAAAAUGAUAAUGAAAACCUGCCAGCAGACCAAGAACCAGAUGACGAUCAUCACGAAGGACUUCGUGGAGUUGAAACGGAGUUUAUUACUCCAGCGGCAGUGGGUCAUUCUGGAGAUGUGGACACAAUUGCAGACUCAUUUCAGGACGUUGUAGAGACCAAAUCAGUUUCCAAAAACACUGAUCUUCAUAUUUCACCUCAAUUUCCAUCCGAUGAUAAGAUCAAUAAAAUUUCCCAUGAAACAGUUUCCGAAUUAGAUGUAAUAACGACUCGAACACCUUCACCUCCUGCCAACGAGGAUCAACAGAAUGCUGAAUCUGGGAAAGAUAAAAGCCCCUUAAAGUCUGACCCGUUAAUCACAACCACCUCUCAACCAGAGACUGGCAACACUGCAGUGCUCCUCUCUGAAAAGCAGCAUCAUCCAGAGUGCUACCUAGAUUUACAACACCUCGGCGAAUGUCAAUUCCAUUCUGAGGAGGAAGGUUUGGCCAGCUCUCAAAAAGCGAGUAUUUAUGGAUCUCAAUCUGAAACAAAGUCGCCCCAAGCCAGUUCCCCCACAAGAGCAGAAGAAACUAAACAAGUAAUAAAGCAAGAUAAAGAAGAAGGCGAGAAAGAAGAGAGGUCCAUUCCAAUUAGCAUCACUUCUUCACUUCUUGAAACUGCACAGUCAGCCGUGUCCUCGGCAUUCCAAACGGCUACAGAAGCACUCGACGUGGCCCACUCCACUCUCGAUGAGGUAGAAAAGUGUGCGGUGGACAUGGCGGAUAAUUUACUAAAAGACGAGGAAGAGAUCAUUGCGGAGAAACACUUUUCGGGUUCGCUUGAGCAGUGCCCAAAGUCCUCCUGCGUUGCUGGGGUGGAGGACGAAAUUUGUAACGCUAUGAAGGGUGGACUUUCCAAAAAAAUUGAAGGUCAUGCAGAUGAAAAAGACGAGAAUGAGCCUGGAGUCGUGGAAGAAUUAUGCGUCAAAUCAGUUGCACCAAAACCGAUCGUUCCUGACCACUUUUUCGUGGAGGACUCGGACGAUGCUCCCAGAGUUGAGGAGGGCGUUCAUUUGGUGAUUAGAAAGGAGGUCAAGUCGGAGGAUAAGACAGUGGUCGAGUUAAGCGUCAGGAAGUUGGAUAACAUUGAUGAUGAUGAUUUAGUGGCAGAGUUGGAGGGACAAAUGGUUGACGUGGAGGAGAAAAACUCACCACAACAAACCCCAAUUGUUCCCGAUCAGGCUUCUCCGACUCCAGGAGUAGAAGGAGAGAAAGCCUUGGCGACAGGACCUGAGCAUAUCAAGUCGCCCUUCCUUGAGGAGUCCGAGUCACUCGUCGACUCUUCGUCCCAGAAACAUUCUUCGUCUACCAUGCAAAUUGUGGAAGAGGAGCAAAAGACGGUCAAGAAGCGAAAACAACUUUCGGACUAUAUUGGCACCAUCAAGGAAGCCAAAGCUGUUUUUGAAAAUCUGCUGAAAAUCGCAAAGUCAGGAGCAACCCUCAGUUCUGCUGUCGACGAAUGUAAAGAAAACGCUCAAGAGGCAAUACGACGACACUUGGAGGCUGCAGAAGAAGUCUACCGGCCAGCAAAGAAGGAGCCGGAAGACAUCAAUGUGGCAGAUUCUCCCGAGCCUGAAAUGGGAAUCACGGUAUACGAAUCAUUGGAGCAAAUGGCCAAGGCUGGAGUAGAGCUGUUCAGUGGGUUAGUGGAGAAAGUGGAAAAAGAGAUUGAGGAGAAAGCCAAACACGAGGGCGAGGAUGAAAAGGACAAUCCACCGGAAAACGAGGAUGGCGAACAGGAUGGUGAUGGCCAACGUCGGUCAUCCGCCGAACUCGCCGUCACCGCAGCUCUGCAACAUUUGCAUGAAACAUUUAAAACCAUGCAAACUUUAGGAUCCAGUCCAAAGCGGUCCUCAUCCUCUGCUGCACGAAGGAUUCGAUGUCACCACCAUGAUCACGACCAUCAUCAUUGUUCACACAGCCAAGAACUCCAACAGCAAGAGGACGAGUUAUCCUCGACCACGACUUCCUCAGCAAUAUUCUCCACCAACAGUGGAGCUUCUCCUCACCUGUCCGUUUCAGGACGAGGUGGUGAUGAAUCUACCACCCUUAAGUCUCCUGAUGAUGGUUCAGAGGGUGAAACUAUGAGAGAAAGCAUGUCACUCACCGAAUCUGGGGUAGUGUCUCAAUCUGAUGCUGAUGAGAACAUUUCGAAAUCGCAUCAUACUGUGGAACAAGUGGGUCAGGAGGGUCAGAAAAAGUCAGACGAGGAUUCACCCAAGUCCAAAUCCGAAGAAGCUGCUACCGUAGUUAUGAGUAGCUCGUUUAUCUCUGGGUCUAAUUUUGAACAAGAAAUUGAAAAAGUGGAAAGAUUUGAUGAAAGCUCAGAAUCCAAGAAAGAAGAGGUUAUCACUGAUUCUGGGAACAACUUUUCCAAAUCCGAAUCCACCUCAAAGUCUGGUCAGAUAGAGAGCAGCGAAUUUGCAAAGAAAAUGUCCAUCACUGAAGAGGGAACAAAAGUAGUUGUGUUGGAAUCAAAAUCCUCAUCAUCCUUCCAAGAAGAAAAGAAAGAGGAAGAAAAGGCGUGUUUGCAACAAAUUGAAAGUAGUCAUUCUGCAACAGGAAUAUCAUCCGAUGCUGCAAUCUCGGAAUUCAUUUCCCGGAAAAUUUCUUCAUCAACCGAGUCUGGCAGCAUUCUCACCCAACAAAGUGAAAGUAUAAAGUUUUCAGAGGAAGAAUUAAAAAAGAAAGUUGAGACAGAGUCGUCAUCUUCGCAUGCAAUUUCCUCCUCCUUCAAGGUGGUGGACGAGGCUGAGCAGUGUCUUUCCAGGUAUGAGGACUCCUCUGCCCAAAUGUAUAAAGACGAAUUUGGAGAUGGAAGUUUCCGUAGAUUUUCUUCCGUCGAUCAUUCUUCGCCAGGAGGGAAAACUAGUAAAACUGGGGAGCCUGAUCGCGUAGGAGGAAGUACAGAUCAGGCAACCAAUAAGCUGUUACGAAGUGCAUCAGAAGCUCAAGGAUCCGGGUAUUGCGGGGACAAUUUUGAAUUUACCCAGGAUAAUGCAGGUGUUUCUUGCGCGAAGAAAGGCGAGUACGAGCACGAAAGUAGCAAUGCAUUCUCAGAUGUGGGAUACGAGUCUCAUAUUGAAACCACUGAGGUGAAAGAUGGAGAUGGCUCAUAUUCUACGACAACGGUAACAAGAACCGAAAACCCCAAAGAUGGGUCAACGACCACCACGACCGUGACAAGAACGAUAAUUUCCGAAGACUUGGGUGGAUCAGGGUUAACAAGCAAAUCUUUCCAAAGUUCUGACGAUGACCGGCUCUUCAGUUCUUCUGGUGGUGAUAAGGAGGACUUACUUGGAGACUCGAUUGCUUCUUCCAGUCUUGCCAGCGGACUUGCUCCCGGUGAAGUACCUGCUACUACUACCACGACUACUACCACUAUUAAAAAAAUUGAAUCAGUACCUGGCGAGGAGGGCGACUCUGCAUUAAAAAUAGAGAAAGUCACAACCACAACAAUCCAAAAUGUCUCGAGCAUUGAGUCUGCAGCAGAACUGUUAUCAUCUCUCCCCUCCGACAUUGGAAAGCAUGUCUUCUCAAGCUCAUCCCAUGCUUUCCCUCAACUACAAGAAGAAUACUCCUCUGGUGAUUUUACCGACUCUCAACCAUCGUCCAUCCCCACCCAACAGGCUGAAACGGAUGAGGACGUCCAUAACUUUGACAUUCCAACGUCCGACAAAACCACAAGCUCCACCACCACAGUGGUAACGACUACGGCAGACAUGGACAACGGAAACUUUUCCUCCACCACGACAACUACAACAACCAAUGCCAAUCAGGACAACGGCAGUGUGACGACGCAGAGAGUGGUAACUACCACAUCCAGUUAUACUUCAGAUAAUGGGAACUUGAAUAAUUCGAGAGUUGAGGAAAUUAGAACUGCAAGUAGUGCUACCAGCGAAAGUUCGACCGCAACAACUGCUGCUGGUUCCGAGAUUUUGAAGGAUUGGGGUAAACCUUACGGCCUCCCGGUGGUUUACACUGAGGGGGAAAAUGGUGCUGGCAGUGCUGGCGGCGGCGGCGGCGGCACCGGCACCCCCAAGAAAUCAGCAUCUUCCACUUCCAAGACCGGAACUCCUGCGAAAACAUCCUCCAGUGGAGCAAAGCGGACGUCAUCCCGGAAAACGUCCCGACAUUCUCCCAUCUACGUGGACUUGGCAUACGUCCCCCACCACGGAAACUCUCACUACUGUGAUUCUGAAUUUUUCAGAAUGAUCAGGAGCCGAUACUAUGUUUUCAGUGGAUUAGAGCCGAGCCGUGAAGUUUUUGAAGGACUAUUGCAAGGGAAGCAGCAAUGGGAGGACAAGAAUUUGGAAACCACAAUAAUUCCGACAUACGACACGGACACGUUGGGAUACUGGGUCGUGGACUCGGAGAAAGAGUUGGCUGAGGCAAAGAUCGAUCUUGCGCCUUCUGCUUCACGAUGCACGAUCAAUUUGCAGGAUCAUGAAACUUCUUGUGCUGCUUACAGGCUUGAGUUCUAAUAUGUUAAAGAUGCAGAACUUGGCACAUGAUGAUGAUGAUCGAGGCUAAAGCAGCAGUAAAUACAGGAUACCUUCUACUUCUCUACUCUUGUUAGUACUUACUUAUUAACGUACAUAAAUGCAAAUGCAAUUCCCAGAGCUAAUUUCCGCUGAAUUGCUAAUAUCAAUUCCUGGAGACUUGGAACUUGUGUAGAAUUAGAUAUUUUAUCCAUGACGUGAAACGCAAUGCGACGAUAUAUUGCAAUUGAAUGACUAAAUAUAUUUAUGUGGGGACGUAUGUAGCAUUGGUGUAUAAGACUUAACGAUUCCAUUCAAUCUGUAAUAACUCUUUCUGUGUCUUGACUUCUAACUGGAGAUUUUCAUUUCAUUUCUAUUUAUUUCCUGUCUUUUCCAUGUCUCGUAAAUGCAUAGUUCCGUCAAUUCCCUAAUUUUAAGAGUGUGGGUCGUCUCCUUUUGACAAAAUACAUAAUGUCAAGCAGGGUGGAUAAACGUUACCAAAACUAAGUAGGUUUUAGGUUUAUGAAUGUAUUUAAUUUUGUGGCACGUGUCAUUAAUUUUCUUGGAUAAAGUAGAACGCCGAGAGUGUUGUACAUAUGCAUUAGCGAGCAUCAGUGCAGAGACAGAUAAAUAGUGACAAGACUGACACGAUCAUUUGUCGCCUCCACUCAUCUUUUCGGAUCGGGUUCAGACAUGGAGUUUUAAAUCACAAGAGAAGCGACUAUUAUACAAUUAGUACCUCACACACACAUAGUAUAUAUAGACACAUAUACAUAUAUAUCGUUGGAAUUAGGGUGUAAUUAUGUGUAUCAAAUUUAUCUCAACGUUGUAUGUUCACAUUUGUGCAUUUCAGUUCAGGCAAUUAAUUAUUUGCUGAAGAACAAAAUUAUCCAAUCAAAUCCAUAAUAGUCACAGUUUUAGUUGGGCUUUAACAGGGUUCUAGGAGUAGGCGUAGUCUGCUCUAGAUUGUCCUAUAUUAUCUACAUAAUGCUAUCUUCAUAAACAAUAUAAUAUGCAUAUGUACAAGUAUAGUAAUCUAUUGUUAAGGUAAGUACCACGAAUGCAUUUCUCAUUAGAUUAGGAAUAAACCAUCAUUGAUCAAUCAAUUAUGCUAAUUAUGCUACAAUGUUCAACGCCGGAUAACAAUAAGUCAAGUAAUUGCCUCACUAAUUUACUGCAAACAUAUAGAGAUAAAACUGAUGGUAUGUGGGUGGUCGUGAUCAUCAUCAGAACCAGAAGCUUAUAAAAGUGUCGAUAACAUUAAAAUGUUGGGGACGGUGGGUAGCGAAAUGAUUGACUACUGAUACGCAAUCGUUGUAGGUGUGUACAUUUAGUUUUUAUAAUACGCUAGCUCGUAUAAUCUAACUAUCACUACGAUAUUAUUUGAAUUGCAGCAUCCAAUCACUUUAUGAAACAUCAGUUGAUUAAGAACAAAUCCUUAUACUAUCCAAAUAUGUAAUUAUCCUGAGAGCUGAAUAGGACGGCAACAUUCGUAGGAAGAGUAUUUCUAGUGUCUGCUCAAUAGAAAGCCGUGAUAAGAAGUAGCGAUGUGGGUUUGGAUGGGGCUUGAUUUGACUAAUUUAGUCAGGAUCCUACAUCGAAUUUGCAAUUGUGCUUAUGAGACGGCAGCACCCUACAUAAUUCUUAAUUCUUCUCAUGUUGUUCUAUACAACUUUAAUGUUUAAUACUAUUUAAUACUUUAAUACAUAUAUCGCAUAGUCUCCCAUUUUUAGUCCAUGUGCACAGCUAAAAAUUCGCUGCCCUGUUAUGAUUUCGAUUUAAUUUGUAUUUUAUAGCAGGGAUGCAUAUAAAUAAACAUGUGUAAAAACUCUAAGCACUCUUCCCUUUAAGAAAUAAGAUAAAUCCACUGAUUCGUGUGGUGCUGGUUGAUGCCUUCACAUACUAUAAUUGGCCAAGUUGCAGAUAAUCUGUUGGGUGCGUGCCGAGAAAUUGAGGUUCACUAAUUAUGGGAUGAUGAUACAGCUAAAAUUAAAUUAUCAAGCCGGUUAGGAACGACUUUUCUUUGUAAUAAAUAAUCUCUCGUUGUCAUCAUUAAAUAAAUGCCUAUCAUCGGGAAAAGUGUAAAUAAUUAAGAAAUCUAAAAAUGCAACCCACGCCACUAAAUGCUAUCCAAUUGUGAAUAUUGUAAAUCCAUCCAGUCCACACUGCUACAUAAUAUAAUUGUCAAUUCUACUAAUAAAUGAUACCCCCUCAACUUUUAAUUUACAAAAUGGGAGAAUGUAAGACUCCAUUCGUUUAAAAAAAGCGAAUGGGUCAUGUUUGGAGCAAAAACCAAAAAGAUAGGAUAGGAUGAAAGCUUGUCAUAGCUCUUGAUACUGGAAUUGAAAAUGUGCGUGUAGAGUGCAUAAUAAAAUAAGUUAACUAUUGUUCCACGAGGAGUCUUAGCAGGAUCACAAUGAAGUCGUUUUAAUUAUUAUUAUUAUUAGAUAUUAAAGUUGCAUUAGGUAAUUUUAGCUCAUUCUAAAACUGUAAAGAUUGAUAAUCUGAAAACGCUUAAUAUAAGGAAUGGGAAAUAAUAUAAAAAUCAUCGCUACAAAGCCUUGUCGCGGCUGGCGGUUGAUAAAUAGCCAACAUCUCGGAGAUUUUAACUUUGUUAGCUGUAUUACGUAUUCUAAAGUCGUUUCAUUUUAACAACCACGAGUACUUUUUUAAUGAAUAAGAGAAUCGAACGAAAUGUCAGUCUGGAGUUUCGUCCAUUGACGAAUAAUUAAAGAUUUAAAGACUUUGGGUGUCCCAAGGAAAGUCGAGUGUGCUGUUGUCAACUUGUACAUACAUUUAUUAUGAGUAGUAUAUAAUUAAUAAAAUCUUCUUCUCAUAGUUGGGAUUACACUUAUUAAGAAAAUUACUGAAGCAAGUAUGCAAGUGGGUGGGUGGUUGGUUGGAAGAAUUAUGAAACCACUUCUGGUAGGAAAAUCGCUGUUAAUGAAGGGUUGGAAUUUUCCAAACAGAAUUUCAGAGAAAAAUUCAAGGAUAAAAGUUAAACGUGAACUGUGGCUCUUAUGUAAAAAUGGACUGUUAUUAUAUUUAAUUUUUAAAGAAAAUAGAAAAUAUAUCUUCCUCCAGGAGUGUCAUUAUGAAGCCAGCAGGAUAGAGUGGGGUAGUAGGUUAAGCUGGCAAUAUUGGUGUAAUGCCAGGGAUGAAGGUUCGUGAUCUGAUACGACGAAUUGACUGCUAUGAUCGGCUAGUUCUGCAGUAAGUACAUGAGAAAAGCAAACGUUUAAUCAUCUAUAGUAAAAAAAAACAUUAGGCGUUUAAAAUUUGAAGUGCGUCAUAAAACUGGACCCCUUCCUAAUAAAUAAAACUUUAAUCAGCGUCGCAUAUAAAUACACUAAUCUUUCUUGUCAUAUAUUUCACGCAUCAUUGAAAGAAAAGUACGAGGUGCAUGAAUGCAUUGCAUCGCUGACCGACUUGCGCUAGGUAGCUGGUAUUCACCAACAUUGAUAAAUGCAAAGUACUUAUCAUCAUCUGAAAGUGUGCUUACUCAAAACUAAGUAGUAGCCGAUAGUUUGCGUAACUGAACACCAGCCUGCUACGAUUGCUG
Folsomia candida is the source of this 18396-nucleotide messenger RNA. RefSeq names its product microtubule-associated protein futsch. Gene Ontology annotation, cellular component: microtubule associated complex; microtubule; synapse. Bases 1098 to 14837 code for a protein of 4579 amino acids. Gene Ontology annotation, biological process: microtubule cytoskeleton organization; regulation of microtubule depolymerization; axonogenesis. Gene Ontology annotation, molecular function: microtubule binding; actin binding. Lineage: Eukaryota; Metazoa; Arthropoda; Collembola; Entomobryomorpha; Isotomidae. The record is from RefSeq and is a predicted model, not a curated record. The transcript has 21 exons.